Messenger RNA from Ipomoea triloba (trilobed morning glory), 2885 nucleotides. RefSeq names its product pentatricopeptide repeat-containing protein At1g74750-like. Gene Ontology annotation, molecular function: protein binding. NCBI's taxonomy places the organism in Eukaryota, Viridiplantae, Streptophyta, Magnoliopsida, Solanales, Convolvulaceae. The transcript has 2 exons. The record is from RefSeq and is a predicted model, not a curated record. The coding region runs from base 227 to 2788 and encodes 853 amino acids.
ACUUGUUUAGGUUGACGGCAGAGAGAGAGAGAGAGAGAGAGAGAGAGUGAGAGAGUCGAGCCGCCCUAUAUAACCCUUCUUGUGUUUCCAUUCUUGAACUUCUCUCUUUCUUUCUCUAUAAGACUCUUCUUCAUUCUUUGCUUACUUUCUUGCAUAUGAUUCUUUUCAUUUUGACUCUCAGUGUUUAUGGCAGCUGUCUGAGCUUACUAUGAUUUAAUUGCAGACCAUGUUACGGGCAAAGCAACUUGGUACUCUCUCCCAAACUGCUAGGUCGAUCAUCUUUGGUGGGUCACGAAGUAGUGCAGCAGACAGUUCAUGUACUUGUCCUGAGGAUGAGACCUUCGUUUCCAAAAGGCCACAGACAGGGAACGAUGUUCGACAUCUGCAAAGAUCUUCCACCUUAGUUUCGAGAGAUGCUGUAAAAGCUGUGACUUCCCAUAAAAAUGAGAAUCCGGAUGACAAAGUUUCUCAGCCACAAGUUAUACCCGCCUCUAAUCCAUCAGGGAGAGCGGACCAUGUUAGUUAUGGAAGCUUGGAGGCAUUGGACGUUGUGCAUUCAUCGCCUCCACUUUCUGAUCAAUUUGUUAGGGCAGGUAUGGCAGCAGUCAACUUUUUAUCCGACUUAGUAAAUUAUAAAAUUCCGGUCUCAGAUGGCAGCAGAGUAUUUAACUCAUCGCAUAACUGUAUGGUUGAGUGUGCAAAACCUGUUUCUACUGUCAAACCUGUGACGACAAAAAAUUUCAGAAAAACUUCAGCUGAUGCACCAGCAACAUCAAGGCCCGCUAAUAGUAAUUCUUCCAGAGGCAUCAAGAGCAGAGGUGAGAAAUAUAGUUCAGUGAAAGGUGCUAAUCCCAUUUCAAAUAAUGGCCCGAGAAAUUUUGUUGAUACCCAUGAUUCAGUCAAAGGCGUUGGUCAUGUGUCGACCAAUGAUAGCAAGAGGACAGUACCUCAAGAAUCAAGACCCUAUUCAAGCCGUCUCAAGAAAAAAGCUCCGAUAGACAAGGAUAUGAAUGACAGGCUAGGAGGUUUCAACAAGCCUCUAAGAGAGACUAGAGCUCAUAUGGGAGUUAAUCCAAUAGCCAGGCAAUUUCCAGGUUCUGUCUAUCCCGUAGAAACAGUUUCUCACAUUCUGCAACAUAUGAAUUGGGGCCCAGAGACAGAAGACGUUCUUCGGAAACUCAACUGCUCGUUGGACGUCUAUCAAGCGAACCAAAUUCUUAAGCAGCUUCAAGAUCAUAGAAUGGCCCUCAGCUUUUUCGACUGGUUGAAACAGAAACCUGGGUUCAAGCACGAUGGGCAUACCUAUACCACCAUGGUUGGUAUCCUUGGGCGUGCUAGGCAGUUUGGGGCUAUAAACAAAUUGCUCGAGCAGAUGGUCAAUGAUGGAUGCCAACCAAAUGUUGUGACAUAUAACCGCAUUAUUCAUGGCUAUGGGCGAGCGAACUACUUGAACGAAGCAUUAGAUGUCUUUAACCAAAUGCAGAAAGCAGGGUGUGAGCCCGACCGUGUCACCUAUUGUACACUCAUUGACAUCCACGCAAAGGCUGGAUAUCUCGAUGUUGCCAUGGAUUUGUAUAAGAGGAUGCAAGUCGCCGGUCUUUCUCCCGACACAUUCACUUAUGGGGUCAUCAUUAACUGCCUUGGAAAAGCAGGUCACUUGCCCGAUGCUCAUAAGCUCUUCUGUGAAAUGGUGAACCAUGGGUGUAUGCCAAACUUGGUGACGUAUAAUGUUAUGAUAGCCUUGCAUGCUAAGGCUAGGAACUACACAACUGCACUAAAGCUUUACCGUGACAUGCAAAAUGCUGGGUUUGAGCCCGACAAUGUGACUUACAGCACUAUAAUGGAGGUUCUUGGCCAUUUUGGGCAUCUAGAAGAAGUGGAGGCGGUAUUUUCUGAGAUGAAGAGAAAAAAAUGGGUUCCUGAUGAGUAUAUUUAUGGCAUCUUGGUGGACCUAUGGGGAAAGUCUGGCAAUCUAGAGAAGGCUCUGGAAUGGUAUCACGCGAUGCUUGAUGCGGGCUUAUGCCCUAAUGUCCCUACUUGCAACUCUCUGCUUAGUGCUUUCCUUAGGGUACACCGAUUGUCUGACGCGUAUUACCUACUCCAGAGCAUGCUAAAUUUGGGCUUAACUCCAUCUCUACAAACAUAUACCUUGCUUCUCAGCUGCUGCACAGAAGCCCAAACAUCAUCUGACCUGCGAUUUUGUCGCGAGCUUAUGGAAAUCACGGGUCACCCAGCUCACGCGUUCUUGAAGACGAUGCCAUCAGCGGGACCUGACGGGCAGAACGUUAGGGACCACGUUAGCCGCUUCUUGGAUUUGGUGCGCAGCGAGGACAGGGAGAGCAAGCGGGGACUCGUCGACGCGGUGGUCGAUUUCCUUCACAAGUCGGGGCUCAAGGAGGAAGCUGCAUCCGUGUGGGAGGCGGCUGCACAGAAGAACAUCUACCCGGACGCAGUACGGGAGAAAGGCUCCCGCUACUGGUUGAUAAACCUUCACGUGAUGUCUGAUGGAACUGCUGUCACAGCUCUGUCGAGGACGCUGGCCUCAUUCCGCAAACAUAUGCUUUCCUCCGGAGUGUGCCCCAACCGCAUUGAUAUCGUGACUGGGUGGGGGCGAAGGAGUCGGGUGACGGGCACGUCUCUUGUGAGACAAACCAUAGAAGAGCUGCUCAGCAUGCUAAACUCCCCCUUUCUUCCUGUUAAUGGUAACUCAGGGUGUUUUGUAGGGCGUGGAGAGUCCCUUAGUAAAUGGUUGGUCCAACCUUAUGUUGAACGGAUGCAUUUGCUGUAGUUAUCAUGUAAAGAUUCUUGUAUUUGGGAUUUCCUAAGGAAUCAGUGUGCUAAAUUUUAUGAGUGUUCAGUGUAAUAUUACUUGGUUUUCUUUCUUA